AUGGCCCGUCUAGCUAGUCAACUAAAAUUGCAAACAAAAUUUCUACAUACAUGAAUAUUAUCUCCAUAUGCAAAUAAUGCUCGAAAAUGAAGUCAUGUUGUUCAUCAUUUUGGCUUUUCAGUCCAUCUUUCUUAUUGCUCUAUCUUUAAGUUUGGAUUGUAAUGUUUCUCUCUUCUCUUGUGGAAACAUUACCAACAUAGAUUUUCCUUUUUGGGGAGAAUCUAGGCCGUUACACUGCGGCUAUCCACGGCUAAAGCUCAACUGCUACCAAAACCAAACAACAAUUGAAUUAGCCAACAUCAAAUACAACGUUUUUGAGCUAAACAAGAGUUCUCGUAUUCUCAAACUCGAAAGAUCCGAAUUAUUUCGGGGAAUUUGUUCACCAGGAUCAAAAGGAAUGACAGGAAAUAUUGACUUAAUGCCGGGGCUCCUUGAAUAUGCCCCGGGUUCUGGAAAUAUGUCAUUUUUUUAUAAUUGUACCAAGCACGGUGGUAAUUCUGUGGAGAUCGGAGAUUUCAGUUGCCCUAAUGGUUCCAUUUUUAAAAAUGGUUACUAUGGUUUAGAAAUGGAAAGUAGAAGAUGUAGUUGGAAUGUGAGUGUUGGGAUAGAAUCAAGAGGAAUUGGGUUUGCACAAGUAGAUGGAGCUGUUAGACAAGGAUUCCAAGUGAGUUAUACGGAAGCUUCCAUAGGCAAUUGUACGGCAUGCAUUAGUAAAUUCAAUGGAUUUUGUGAUUAUGAUUACAAUUCAACAAAGUUUCUUUGUCACCAUCCUAAACCUCCUCAUCAAGGAACGCCAUGGAAGCAUUAUUGGACAAUAGCUGGUGUGUCGUUAACAGCAAUUAUUGGAGUAAUCGCAAUUCUAAUAGUAUUUUUUUACAAAAGAAAAUCAGUGUCGAGAAAACUAAUAAGUAAGAAAAAACGCAAGAGGGAUCGGUUUCAUGUGGAGGAUUUUAUUAAGAAUAAUUAUGCAUCAUCAUUUACCCUAAAGCGGUAUACUUAUGCAAAUGUGAAGAGAAUGACCAAUUCAUUUGUAGAAAAAAUUGGUGAAGGAGGUUUUAGUAUUGUCUACAAAGGACACUUAUCCAAUGGCACAAUUGUGGCAAUAAAAGUACUAAAGGAGGCCAAAAGUAAUGGACAAGAUUUCAUUAAUGAAGUUGCAAGUAUUGGAGCAAUUAUGCACAAAAAUGUAGUUAGUCUAUUAGGGUUUUGUUAUGAAGGGAAUAGAAGGGCUUUGAUCUAUGAGUACAUGCCUAAAGGAUCAUUGGAUAAGUUUAUUUUUAAUCACAAAAAUAAUACCAAUACCAAUAAUAGUCGCCUAGAAUGGAAAACACUUUAUGAGAUAGCAAUUGGAAUUGCUAGAGGACUAAAAUACUUGCAUCAAGAUUGUAGCGCAACGAUUUUACAUUUUGACAUAAAACCUCAUAACAUUCUUUUGGAUUUUGAUUUUUGUCCUAAAAUUUCUGACUUCGGCCUUGCCAAGUUGUGGCAAAGGGAUGGGAGUGGUGUAUCACUGUUGAAGGGUAGAGGCACAAUUGGAUAUACAGCACCGGAGAUGCAUAACAGAAAUUUCGGUGAAGUAUCUUACAAAUCUGAUGUUUAUAGUUAUGGAAUGAUGGUUUUGGAAAUGGUGGGCGGAAGAAAAAAUAUCGACACUAGUGUUUCUCGAACAAGUGCAAUAUAUUAUCCACAUUGGGCACAUAAGCAUGUCAAUGAUGAUGAUGAUGGUGAGCUCUUGAAAAAUAUUUGCGAAGAAAUAAUGGAAAAUGAAGAUGAUGAAAUGAUGGCAAGAAAGAUGAUUAUUGUAAGCUUAUGGUGCAUUCAAGCUAUGCCAUUCAACCGUCCCUCCAUGUUCAACGUCGUACAAAUGAUGGAAGGGAGUUUAGAAUCUUUACAUAUGCCACCAAAACCAAUAUUAUCGUUACAAAAAGAGUAAUAUUGUUCGUCAUCCAUAUAUAUGUAUAUUUGUAUUUUCAUACAACUUUUAGUGCAUAUAUCAUAUUUUAAUUUGGAGAAUUGCUAA
Cannabis sativa is the source of this 2020-nucleotide messenger RNA. Its product is annotated as LEAF RUST 10 DISEASE-RESISTANCE LOCUS RECEPTOR-LIKE PROTEIN KINASE-like 2.4. The transcript has 3 exons. NCBI's taxonomy places the organism in Eukaryota, Viridiplantae, Streptophyta, Magnoliopsida, Rosales, Cannabaceae. The record is from RefSeq and is a predicted model, not a curated record. Gene Ontology annotation, biological process: protein phosphorylation. Bases 68 to 1933 code for a protein of 621 amino acids. Gene Ontology annotation, molecular function: protein kinase activity; ATP binding; polysaccharide binding.